GCGGGGGCGGGGCGGGCCCAGGUGGAGUUGCCUUGUGGCUGCGCGGAAGCUGGGAUUCUGCUCGGCGGCGGGGCGAGGCCCAGGUCUAGAUAGGGCGGACCGGUGGUGGCGGGGGCAGAGCGGCCCACGAUGAGGUGCUGCCGCCUCUGCGUCUUCGACGCCGCCCGGGGGCCCAGGCGGCUGAUGCGUGUGGGCCUCGCUCUGAUCCUGGUGGGCCACGUGAACCUUCUGGUGGGCGCUGUGCUGCAUGGUACUGUCCUGCGGCACGUGGCCAACCCCCGUGGUGCGGUCACACCGGAAUACACCACGGCCAAUGUCAUCUCGGUGGGCUCGGGGCUGCUGAGCGUUUCCGUGGGACUUGUGGCCCUCUUGGCAUCCAGGAACCUUCUUCGUCCACGACUGCACUGGGCCCUGCUGACGCUGGCCUUAGUGAAUCUGCUUGUGUCUGCUGCCUGCUCCAUGGGCCUCCUUCUUGCUGUGUCGCUCACUGUUGCCAAUGGUGGCCGCCGCCUUAUUGCCGACUGCCAUCCAGGACUGCUGGAUCCCUCCAUACCACUGGACCAGGGGCCUGGACACACUGACUGCCCCUUUGAUCCCACAAGAAUUUAUGAUACAGCCUUGGCUCUCUGGAUCCCCUCUCUGUUCAUGUCUGCAGGCGAGGCUGCUCUUUCUGGUUACUGUAGUGUAGCUGCACUCACCCUGCGGGGAAUUGGGCCCUGCAGGAAGGAAGGGCUGCAGGAGCAGCUGGAGGAACUGACCGACCUUGAACCUUCUGAGUGUAAAAGGCCUGAAAACGUGCAGCUACUCCAUCACCACCAGGAUUUCCAGACUAAACAGAAAACCUGGGUUUAGGACAGGUAAAAGGCCCCAGGCAGCUGCUCUUCUGAGGCGUAAUCCACAGGUGUUUUCUACUACACAAGGGGCCCUGACCCGAGGGUGAUAUAAAUAAUUGUAAU
Chionomys nivalis (European snow vole) is the source of this 956-nucleotide messenger RNA. It is a transcript of the gene Krtcap3, whose product is annotated as keratinocyte associated protein 3. The transcript is spliced from 7 exons. Lineage: Eukaryota; Metazoa; Chordata; Mammalia; Rodentia; Cricetidae. The coding region runs from base 130 to 852 and encodes 240 amino acids. The record is from RefSeq and is a predicted model, not a curated record.